Molecule: messenger RNA, 1630 nt
Organism: Serinus canaria (Common canary)
Lineage: Eukaryota; Metazoa; Chordata; Aves; Passeriformes; Fringillidae
Gene: APCDD1L
Product: APC down-regulated 1 like
Exons: 4
Coding region: 1-1557 (518 amino acids)
Biological process (GO): negative regulation of Wnt signaling pathway
Cellular component (GO): plasma membrane
Molecular function (GO): Wnt-protein binding
Source: RefSeq, a predicted model, not a curated record
AUGGGAAAUGAGGGUUUGCUGCUGAGCGGGGUCCGUUCAUUGUCCGGUCGGGGCUGGGCGCUCAGGGGUCUCCGCUCCGCGCUGCCCCGCAGAGCUGACCCCGCUCCCCCGUGUCCCGCAGCCUGCGCGGCCGCGGAGCCGCGCUGCCGCCAGCAGCUGCGCCACCUGCAGGACAGCGCCGGGAUCGCCGCGCGGCUGCCGCCCCGCCUGGAGGGGCGCUGGGUCUCCACCGGGUGUGAGGUGCGGCCGGGACCCGAGUUCCUGACCCGAUCCUACCUCUUCUACACCAACCGGCUCUUCAAGGCCCUCCAGUUCUAUUACUGGGACCCGUCCUGCCGCGACCCCUCCUACUCGCUGGUCAUCAAGGGCAAGCUCCGGCUGCGCCAGGCCUCCUGGAUCACCCGCGGUGCCACCGAGGCCGACUACCACCUCCACAAAGUGGGCAUCGUGUUCCACAGCCAGAAGGCCAUGCGGGAGGUGGCCUCCUGGAUCAACCAGACCUCUGGCGAGGGCUGCCGCGGGUUCCUGCCCCCGGGGCGCUCCUGGGCUCCUGGAGCCCUGUACGAGGUGCUGAGCGCCAAGACCGAGCGUGACUGCACCGCGGCCUUGGGCUUCGCCAUGCACGAGCUGAGCCUGCUGAGAGUGGAGAGGCACUUCCAGCCGCUGCUGCAGCCGCAGCAGAGCGGGAGCCGGCUGGUGGAGGAGCUCUACCUGGGCGACAUCCACACGGACUGGGGGGAGAGGCUGCACUACCGCCCCACUGGCUACCAGCGCCCCUUGCAGAGCGCCCUGCACCACGUGCACCCUUGCCCGGCGUGUGGGAUUAUCUCCAGGGCCGAUGAGCACCACCCCCCGAUCCUGCCCGCCCGAGCCGCGCUGCCCAUGCAGCUCAGCGGCAGCUGGGUCAGCACCCACUGCGAGGUCCGCCCGGCCGUGCUCUUCCUCACCAGGUACUUCACAUUCCACGGCAACAACCACACCUGGGAAGGGCAUUACUAUCACUACUCCGACCCGCUCUGCAGGCAGCCCACGUUCACCAUCUACGCCGCCGGGCACUACAGCCAGGGCAUCCCGUCCUCCAAGGUGCGGGGCGGCACCGAGCUGGCUUUUAAAGUCACCCAGGCUCGGGUGACGCCGAUGGACCAGGUGACGGUGGUGAUGCUCAACUCCUCGCAACCGGGAAGCUGCGGGCUGGCGGGCUCCUGGAGCGCCGGCGUGGAGCAGGAUAUAACACCCACGAACGGAUGUUUGGCUCUGGGCAUCAAACUGCCCCACACCGAGUACGAACUGUUCAAAACGGAGCAGGACACGCAGGAGCGCAGCCUCCUCUACAUCGGGGAGCGGCCCACGGACGGCUCCAGCCCCGACAGCCCCGACAAGCGACCCACGUCCUACCAGGCCCCUCUGAUCCAGUGUGCUGCAGCCUCAGAGGAAUUCUCCAGCUACAUUAGUCUGAAAUACGUGGGAAGAAAGGAUGCUAAUGGGAUCGAAGCACUAAAACCUUUGCCUGUGGCCUUUUUAUUGUUUAUAGCACUUCUGUUUUUAAGAUGGGACUAGUUAUCUCUUCAGGUACAAUGCAGAAUUCAGAUAAAUCUUGGUGCUAGCGUGAUUUUUGUAUCCUUCAAAUGAG